Messenger RNA from Lasiosphaeria miniovina, 1855 nucleotides. Its product is annotated as Pre-mRNA cleavage complex II protein Clp1-domain-containing protein. Lineage: Eukaryota; Fungi; Ascomycota; Sordariomycetes; Sordariales; Lasiosphaeriaceae. Gene Ontology annotation, molecular function: polynucleotide 5'-hydroxyl-kinase activity. Gene Ontology annotation, cellular component: nucleus; mRNA cleavage factor complex. The record is from RefSeq and is a predicted model, not a curated record. The transcript has 5 exons. Bases 246 to 1631 code for a protein of 461 amino acids. Gene Ontology annotation, biological process: tRNA splicing, via endonucleolytic cleavage and ligation.
GCACCGAGAACGGCAUUUUCGUAAUGAAACAGGAUUCGCUUACUAUCAGUACAUGCUUUCUGGGCGUAAGAGGCAAAUAGGCCAAUUGAGUUAUGCGAUUUGACCAACCCAUGUUUAAAGGCAGCUGAGCCCACCUCAGCAGAAACCUCGAACCCGGCUUCACACCCUUUCAACGACUUUUGUUGCAUCGAAACCGGCGCGCAUCCUGCAUCCAAUUUGAACAGCACACUGAUGCAAUAGCCAGGAUGUCUAUCCCCGGCUUGGGUCAGCUUCUUCCACAGCCCACGACAUCCACCACGAGAAUCGUCGCCCUGAAACGGCUUAGCGAAUGGCGUUUCGAUGCCUCCCGCAGCUCGUCCACCGGCGUCAAGGUGCGCCUCAUCAGCGGCACCGCAGAGCGCGACGGCACCGAGCUCGCCCUCAACAAGACCUACACAUUCGUGCGGACAAAGUCAAAGAUCCUCACAUGGAGCGGUUGCACACUCGAGAUCAGCGGCGAGAGCCAAGACUACGUGACCGACUUUCCGGUUGCCGAAGACUCACCCAUGGUCAGCUACCUGAACUUGCACUUUGAGUUGCAAGCCCAGCGGAAAGCUGCUGCCAAUGCGACGCGCCGGAACCGGCCAGGGCCGAGAGUCAUGGUAUGCGGCCCUCAAAACAGCGGCAAGACGAGCCUGGUGCGGAUGCUCGCCGCGCUCUCAACAAAGAUGGGCGGCCAGCCGCUCGUGGCCAACCUCGACCCGGGCGAGGGACUGCUGUCGCUACCGGGGACAGUGAGCGCCGCCGUGUUCGGCAACGUGAUGGAUAUCGAGGAGCCCGCCGGCGGCUUCGGUGUUGGGAGUACCCCUAGUAGCGGCCCCAGCGCGGUGCCCGUCAAGCUGCCCAUUGUCUACUACUUUGGGCGCGAGAAGGUGCAGGACGAUGUAGCGUUAUGGAAGGAUCUCACGAGCAAACUAGCCAGCUCCGUGCGCGCAAAGUUUAGCGAGGACGACGAGGUCAGGUCUGCCGGCCUCGUCCUCGACACGCCGGUUGCAACGACAAACCAGAGCGAUAUUGACUCCCUGGUGCACGCCGCAAGAGAGUUUGCCGUGAAUAUUGUUGUAGUUCUUGGCUCCGCUAGAAUCGAGUCAACGCUCCAGCAAAUCCUCGGGCAAGAGAAGACUUCUUCCGGAGAGCCCAUCAGUGUUAUCAUGUUAGAUCAGUCUGAAGGCGUCGCAGCGCGGGAUAAUGACUUUGUAAAGUCCAUCCGCGAAGCAUCGAUCAAAGAGUACUUCUUUGGGGAUUCCAAGAGAACACUGAGCCCGUCUACGCAGUCAGUAAGCUUUGACGACGUAGCGAUCUUCAAAACACCAGAUGAAGAGGGAUACGAGACGCCCCCUGUCGGCCAGGUUCUUGAGCCCGCCGAGAUAACCGCAGGAAUGUCUCACUGGACCUUGGCAGUCAUGGACGCCUCCGUAAACGACCCCCCAGAAACGAUCAGACAGGCCCCAGUUAUUGGCUUCAUUGCGGUAGCAGACGUUGAUGAGGAUCGGAGGCGUCUUAAGAUCCUCUCGCCGGUCACCAGCCGCCUGGGCAACAAGCCACUGGUGUGGGGCCGUUGGCCUGAGCCGUACAUCAACCUGCUGGGCUAAUAACCCGGGUUUUACGUACGGCAUCAUCUUUUACAAAGCAUAAGGUAUUCGUUACCGGUCACCCCUAGCUACUGGAAGUGUUAGCUGAAAAGCGGAUGGAAAUGUAGGCGGUGCGAAAAUAUUUAUCCACUCGGGCUAGGAUAACCACUCGGAGGCUAGGAUCGGUCCAUAGAUACCCGGAUUAAGGCGUUGAUGUGUUGUCAUUCCGAGCAAUAGCCCAGCGG